GCUAACUCCAACGCAAGCUGAAACGUUAAAGAAGCACAAAGCAACACAACACAAACACACAACAAACUUUUCAACUUUUCAUUUCAUUCAUUCAUUCACUUCACAUGACUCGUUCUUUCCGAUUUCUCGACGAGCUCAACUCGUCUUCCGAAGAUUCCACCGUCGUUGAUUCCGAUUUCGUCGUUAUCCUCGCCGCUCUUCUCUGUGCUCUCAUCUGCGUUCUAGGUCUCGUCGCCGUCGCACGUUGCGGUUGUCUUCGUCGCCUACGUCUCCCUUCCCCCGCUCUCGCUUCUCAAACUGCACCUCCUGCUGCAGCAAACAAAGGCGUUAAGAAGAAAGUUCUUCGCUCUUUACCGAAACUCACAGCAACAGAGGAAUCCGCAGUGAAAUUCUCCGAUUGCGCUAUUUGUUUAAGCGAAUUCACCGCCGGUGAUGAAAUUCGAGUGUUACCUCAGUGCGGUCAUGGAUUCCACGUGUCAUGUAUUGAUUUGUGGCUCAGAUCUCAUUCUUCGUGUCCAUCGUGCCGUCAGAUUUUGGUAGUUCCUAGAUGCGAUAAGUGCGGCGGGAUUCCAGCUCCCGCCGCAACAACUACCGGCGCCGCGUCGAGUUCUACACUGGCGCCGGAGGAUUGUGAAGCUAGAUUAAAGGUAAGGGAGGAUGAUGGAAACAGAUUCUUGCCAUAGAUUUCGCAUAUUCAGUUAGUUCAAAAUUAGUGAAUCAUUUUCUUUGUAUGGAAGAUUCAAAUCUUGUGUAUAUGAAUUGAUGUAUGUUUGAAAAGAAUGAUCGGUUUAUCAGAUUGUGUGUAUUAAUUUUUAAAAUUUGAAUAUGAAUUAGAUAAUUACAAUUAGCAGUUUAGGAUUAAGGUUGUAAUUAUUCUAAGUUACUACUAAAUAUAUUGUUGCAUUC
Messenger RNA from Trifolium pratense (red clover), 906 nucleotides. Its product is annotated as RING-H2 finger protein ATL80. NCBI's taxonomy places the organism in Eukaryota, Viridiplantae, Streptophyta, Magnoliopsida, Fabales, Fabaceae. The transcript is spliced from 2 exons. The record is from RefSeq and is a predicted model, not a curated record. The coding region runs from base 105 to 683 and encodes 192 amino acids.